CACGAGUGCAGGUUAACGGUGUUGCCGACAUUGUUCUCCAGUGCUUUUAUUAAAUUGGAACAGUGCCAUGGGAACGACAUGACCUUGAAAGGGCUUUAUGCCUACUGGACCAAAUGUGACUAGGCAACUUUCCUAUCGUAUGACAACUUCUGGGGACAUGAUCUAAAGCCGCAUGCUGUUGAGGAGAGAGGCAGGGAAGGGUGCAAGACAACCUGUCUUCUAUAUGGCGUAGCAAGAAACACAGGUCUCUGUACAGUAACAACAACUGAAUCCUUGCAAUUCCAAUUGUUGGCAUGGCGCAUACGAGCGAUGGUGGUGCCGGGCCACUGGAAUUGUCGAUGCACGAGCCUUCUGCAGGGUGGACGAGAAAAGCAGGUGCUGGGUUCUCUUCUAAUACCAUUAAGAAACGUCUACUCAGCAAGAAAUCAAAACUUGCUCCCACAUUAACAACAAGCCCACCGUGGACGGCCGCUUCACUUGACAAUGCCAACAUCGACCGACCAACAUCAACCAUGGCCGAGCAGACCCGUGCCCAGCCGGUUGAGCUUCGUCCGUCCCUACCCGCCGGCUCCGAGCCCCCGCCGCCUGCCCCACCUCAACCCAGUCCCCAGCCAGCGCAGCAACAGGACCCGCAACCACAGUCCGAACGCCCACCUGCGUCGCCCACGCCAGCAGCUCUGGUACCCGAAGCUGCUGCGGCCGCUCCAGCAGCUGAAGCUCCGGGCGGGACCUCCACGAUCCAAGAUCCCGGGGGCAAAGCGCUGGCACCACCCGCAAGCGAGCAGCAGCAUCGGCACCGGCAAGCUGAAACCGACACCGCACAACCUGGAGGCGUACCGGUAUGCAUGGCUGAUGCGCCACCUGCUGAGUCCCGGCAGCUGCAGGCGGGCAGCGCUGCCGCAGCUGGGGCCACAGGUACUGCGCCACAGGUACAGCAACACGGCGGCAACCACGGUGCCGGGCACUGCAGCCGCGCAGCCUCCGUCGGACCGAAUGAGGAGGCCGGCGCGGGCGGCACCCUGCCUGGCGCACUUGCAGCCGGCGGCCCGACGAUGCUGCCUGCACGGCCAUUCGCUUUUGUCAUUAACGUCACAGAGAAGAUGAUAAAAGACGGCGUGCUCUACAUACGGAAGCCACUGCUGACGCGCGCCAAACUGGCAGGGCCCGAGGACCUACGGCCGGAGUACCGGAUUGAAUCAGGGCAGCCCUCUGACAAGCAGCCUCCGUUUGACGUGUGGUUCGAACACGCCAACCGCACUGAAAAGUGCCUCAUCAAGUCGUACGAUAAGCUGGACGCGGUGGGGCUGAAAGGCAUGAAGGGCUGGCUGGAGCGGGCUGGGAUCCGGACGGGCAGCAAGCAGGCUUACAAACGGGACAAGGAGGGACGCUACCGGCUGGAGCAGCGGGAGGCGGCUGGUGGUGACGGCGUGGGACGGAAAGCCUCCGGACUCGCUCCUGGCAGCAGCUGCGGAGGCGCGGCGGCGGAGGUUGCUAGCAACGGGCCGGGAGCAGUGGUUCCCAGUGAGCUAGGAAGCGGGGAGACGGCGGGGGCGGGCUCGGCGGUGGAGAGCGCUGGAGGAGCGGCGGAGGGUGCGGCUGCGGACCAGGAGGGAGGGCGCGGAGGUGGAGGGAAGGCACGGGCAGCGAGCCUAGCCCGCAGCGGGAGCGAUUACGCGAUCAGCGGAGGCGGCGGCGGCGGUCCUGCUGGUGCCGGCGCGGCUGCAGCUGAUAGGGAGGCUUCUCAUGUAGCGCGGGUCGAAGGUGGUACGGUUGCAGUCGCCCCAGCCGGCCGCACCACGCCACCCACAGCAGCAGCAGCAACAGCGGCCAUUGCAGUCAGAGACUCUGGUCCGGCUGCCGGCACCAGCUCGCCGCAGCAGGAGUCGUCCGGGCGUGCAACUGCACGGAAGGGCGCCCAUCCCCGCAAGCGCCCUCGUCCUGCGGAGCAGCAUGCAAGUGCCGGACCGCAGCAGCCGCCAGCACCUUCAGUCCCAGCACCACCAUCACCAGCAGCAGCAGCAGCAACCGCAGCCAGGACCUGCAGGUCUGGGGCUGAGGCGGUGGCUCAACCAGUCUCCGCCGCCGCUGCCGCCGCUGCUGCUGCUGCUCCUGCUGCUGUUGCACCCAGUCGCAGCGCAGGCAGUGCUGAGGUACUGCCAGGGAGCAGUAAGGCAAAUGCUGGGACCACCGUAGACCGAACCGCGGGUCACGGAAACCCAUCCACGGCAGGACUGCCGAGGGCAGAGGAUAAGGGCGUGCUGGAUCCACGCUUUGCCAAGAUCCUAACCGCCUGUGCGGUACCGGCACCCUCCAGCCCUGACGCCAACAAGAAGAAGAAGAGUGGCAAGGUCCGGCUGCCGGUCAGCAUGACUCAGCCGGGCGGUGUGUUUCAUGGCGUACUGGGUCCCGUAAGGCUGCAGGAAGUGGGCGGCGGGAGGGCGUGGGAGGCAAAGGUGCAUCAACAACCGAACAGGGUCGAGCUGGGCGCCAUGACAGCUGUCGUUAGGGACCUGGGCGCGAAGGAAGGCGACGCGCUGGACUUCCGGCCCUUCGAGCAGGAGGAGACGGAGGAGGCGGCAGCAGCUGAGGCAGCCGGCCAGCCCCGGUGCAAGCCCCCGUGCUUCCGCGUUCGGUUCAUGCCGGCCGGCACGUUCGUCAAUCCGCCGCCGCAGCAUCCGCCUCGGCCGCAACCCCAGCGACCCCAACCUGAACCGCAACCUCAGGCGCCCCAGCCCCCAUCACAGCCCCAGCCCUCCCAACUGCAACCCCCGCCGCAGCCGCCCAUCAAGCCCGAUCCGGAGCCGGAGGGCCAGCCCGGCCCCACCGCACCGCCGCACCCCGCAUCCCCGCCUCCUCCUCCAAGCGCCGGUGCAGGGCCUCCACCGCACCGCCCUUCCCAGACCCCUCCACCACCACAGCCCCCUCCACCGCCGCCUCCGCGUCCCGCUUCCCAUCCCCCUUCUCAGCCGCCUCCACCACAGCCCCCUCCACCGCCGGCCCCUCCACUGGAACCCUGGCGUGUGCCCGCCGCCAGUCUCACACGCGACCGGCUGCGAGGCCCCUGCUGCGACCCCCACCUGGGCACACCGCACGGCACCGCUCCUGCCACGCCAACCUGCGCUACCACCCAAUACCACCACCCCCAUGAAGGCGGUGCUUCUGGCGAGUACCGUCUCUGCGGGGUAGUCCUCGGACGCGGCACUCCCGCUGACGCCGCGCGCGUGUGCGAGGCGGCUUGGCGGGCUCGCCGCCGCCGCCAUGGCGCCGCCGCGGUUCCGCUGUGUGAGGUUCCUGGGCUGGACGAGUGCGGCUGCGCGCUGCCGGGCUGGCGGCGGCGGGGCUGGCACGCGCUGUUCGGGCCGCAGCCGGCGGGGGCGGCGCAGCAGCGGCUGCGUGUGGCUACCAUCCGGCGGGGGCUGUGCAGGAUGAUGGGGCUGGGUCAGGACCACAGCGGACCACAACAGCAGCACGGGCAGCAGCAGCAGCACGGGCAGCAGCAGCAGCAGCAGGAUGUGGAGGUAGAGGCGGUGCUGCCGAGUGGGGCGGUUCGGCUGCCCUGCCUGAGGCCCUGUCGGGAUGAGGCGCGGGGCGGACUGGGCGUGUGUACGACAGAGAAGAUCCCCGGAGGCGAGCCGGUGGGAGUUCUGGCUGGGUACGUGCUGCAGGGGCGCCGCAGUGACCCAUGGGUCGGCGAGGAGGAGGAGGAGGAAGCGGGUGCUGAUGUUAAUGCCGCAGGCUUCGGCGCCGGUGGUGGUUCUUCCGAUGCGAUGCUAUACGCCAGCAGUGGUUACAAGGAGAUACCCGAGGCGGACGCUGCACGGGAGGAGCUCCGUCGGCGUGGCGGCGGCGAUCACUCCGACACCGCGUGGACGUUCCUUGCGUUGUCGUACCAGAUGCCGUACCCUGGGGAGCUGACGGAGGCGGCGCAGAGGUACCGCAAUGACGGCACCUGCGACGGCGUUAGCGGCGGUGGUGGCGGCGGUGGUGGCGGCGGUGGCAACGCCGGUGGUGGCAAUGCCGGUGGCCGCAGCGAGGGACAGCCGCCGGCCCAGGCCGGCAGCAGCAGCAGCAGCAGCAACGUGUCGCAUGUGCUGUGUAUGUUGGGGUACGGCAGCGUGUUGUCGCUGCUGAACGACGGGCGGCAGGGGGUGGGCCUGGAGCAGCUGGCGGGCGGGGAGGAGCUGCCGGCUGGGCAGCCCAACUGCGUGGUCAUCCCGGUUGCCGUGUGCGGCGUGGUGCUGCCGGUGGUGGUGGCGCUGCGGCGACUGGCGCCCGGCGAGCAGCUGCUGGUUGACUACGGCGGCGGCUGGUGGCAGGAGAUGGCCAACAUCGCGG
This is a messenger RNA of Astrephomene gubernaculifera, 4335 nucleotides long. The record is from the annotation of a GenBank genome assembly. Lineage: Eukaryota; Viridiplantae; Chlorophyta; Chlorophyceae; Chlamydomonadales; Astrephomenaceae.